This is a messenger RNA of Chlorocebus sabaeus (green monkey), 3490 nucleotides long. NCBI's taxonomy places the organism in Eukaryota, Metazoa, Chordata, Mammalia, Primates, Cercopithecidae. The record is from RefSeq and is a predicted model, not a curated record.
CCGCCCGUCUCGGCCUCCCAAAGUGCUGGGAUUACAGGCUUGAGCCACCGCGCCGGGCCUAAAAUAAAUUUAAUACUGAUUUCUACGUAUAUAUACUUCACCAGUUUUUUUUCCAAUAACAAAAUCCAAAUCUUAAGUCUCUUCUAUAGAUUAGUUGUCAUAUUUAUGGUACGUUAUUUAGGAGCUUAGAUACAUUUAAACAAAAAGCAUAUCUUUAAAUUCAUGAUGUAAUAGUAACACAUAUUUAAGAAUAGUUCCUUAUAGCAAGUGCUUUUCUUAGCUAUUAAUGAGACUUAAGAGUUAACAGCCUUUCACCUAUUUGGUAAUGAACUCAGUAACUCUGCCCAGCUCCUACGUAAAACCCUGCCACUACUGUGUGCUAUGAAAGGACUAGCAGAUUUGAAAAAUCUCAACGUUGAAUGUUGCUUGACUCUCCCAAAUUAAUGUUUGAGAAAUUAUUUUUCAAUCAUCUCUUUGUUCUGUCAUAAAAAUCUGAUUUAAAAAAUACUAAAAACUAUUUUGUAGAUUUUUAAAGCAAGCAAACAAGACAUUUAAAAGCACUGAAAAUGAUGAGUUUAUGUAUUUCUAUCUAAACAAGAAGAUUCGGAGGAAUCUUCUAUCAGGUUAUAGGAGCUAAAUAUAAUAUUGUAUACAAAACAUUUCAGUGUUGUCUUUUUACAUGUUAUGCAUAUGAUUCCUUUUGUAGUUUGAUAUGUUUUGUAAAUCAUUUAAAGGUGUUAGUAUUUUAUUGUGUGUUUUGGUUAACAGUAUUCAUUUCCUUUUAUAAUAUGAUUGGACAAUUAGCUAUUCAGCACCAUUCUCAGCAGUUCAAGUUUUGUUAAUAUUUGAGGUACUAAUUACACCAGCAUAGAAUAUGCAUGCUGUGCUGUAGUCUUUUGUCUUGGAAACAAUGAACACACGGUUUUGUCAAGAGGCUUGUUUCCCAGGCUUGCUGAAAAGACAGCAAGACAAAAACUAAAGGCCAGUAUCACUUUAUGAAGCACACUUUUAUUUCUGCUUGAAGUAAAUCCACAUAAUUUAAAAUGAAACAUCAAAAGUAUAUUGGUAAAAGUGUGGUUUUUAAAUAUUUUAUCUAAGAGAAAAAGUGCAAAUGAUAAAAACAGCAACACAGCAGAGCCUUUAUAUAAUGAGGUCCGGAUUAUAUAAUUGCACAUUGCACAUUUAAACAGUCUUAUUUCUGAAUCAUUUAUUGAGCAUUUAUUAAAUUCUUACUAAAAGUCUUCCAAUAUUUAACAGAGACUAGAGUCUUUGCUACAUUUUUCCGGAAGCUGUACGGUUUUUGUUUGUUUGUUUUUUAAAAAGGUAGUUUAAAUGUCAGCUAACUUACAGUAGCCAAAAAAGCAAUGUCAUAGUGGUGUUAAUCAAAUCCUCUUGUUCAAUUUAACUACCAAUGAAUGAAAUUCCCAGUUGUACAGUCCAAGUCCUCCAAAUUCAAAUCCUGACUACAUCUGUAUCUCAUUCAUAAAGACCACCUAUAAAUAACAUUUUUCCAACUUUCCACUAGGAAAAUUUCCCAACAUACAGAAAAGAUGAAAUUAUAAUACAACCAGCAUCUGUAUAUCCUCUGCUUAGACUCAAUAAUUGUUAAUAUUUUAUUAAAUUUGCUUUAUGUCUAUAUGUAUGUGAUUUUUGUUUUAAUUGAACCUUGUGAAAAUAAGCAGCAGGUAUCACAGUUUGCCCCUCCAUACCUAAGCAUACAGCUUCUAAGAGUAAAGAAAUUCAUCUGUUUAACUGUCCUACACCUAAGAAAAUUAAUAAUUUUAUAAUGUCCUCCGAAAUCUAUUCCAUACACAAAUUUCUGGUUACCUCGAGAAAUGUCUUUUAUUUAUUAAAAAAAAAAACCUACAAUUGAGAAAGAGAUUAAGACUAAUUUGUCCUUAAAUAUUGACAUGUUAUGGGGGCAAACUAGAGUUGGGAAUUGGGCCUAUCAUAAUACUGUUUUAAAAAUACUUUGUGUAGAAUCAUUCUCUUUACAUAACCUUCCAUAUGCUUUUCCUUUGCCCCUCACAAGAACUCUGAGCUAACAGGGAAGGUAUCUUUAUUUUACUAUUGAAGAAACAAAUUUAGAGAGGUUGUAAAUUUAUUUGCUGAGUCACAAGGCCAAGACUCACUCUUCUGACUCUACUCUUUUCGUUACACUCAGAACUUGAGACACUUCUCUCAUAGGCAGCUUCAUGUUAGUGUUAGUCAGUGCCUCUUAGGUCAGGUCAUAUUCAGAAACUGCAAUUACUUUGGCACCAACCUAAUAGUUUUAGAUCCAGAAAGAAUCUUAUACAUCAUUUUGUGUUUCUCAGAAGGGAGUGCCGUUGGCAUUUUAGGGGGAAUAAUUCUUUGCAUGAGGUUCAACAUAGCCCCCCUCCAAGUAUCUAACCAGCUAUUGUGACAAAAAACGAUCCCCUCAUAUUUUCAGAGGCCCUGGAUGAAAGGAGAUUACCCUGGAUUGAGAACCACUUACUAAUAUAACCACCUUGUUUUAAAGAAAGGAAAAGCAGAAUUGACAUUUAUCAACUGCUCUGUGACAGAUACCAUGCUAGGUGACUCACAUAACUUAGUGCUUACAUCAGCUCUUUGCUGUAGGUAGUAUCUUCAUUUUACAGAUGAAGAAAAUGAGUGUCAUUGCUUAUGUAACUUACCCAAGGUCACACAACAGGUAAGUAUUGAAGCCAGGAUUGAAACAUACAUCUGAAUGAUGCCACACACCCCCACCCCUGACUGUAUCAUACUACUUCAUAUGGACCUGAUCCAGUAUAAUAAGUUCUACAUUCCUGUAAUUUCUAUUUUUUCUGCUUUUUGUACCCUUUUAAAGAACAACCAAUCAGAAAAAGGUUUUGGAAAAUCUUUUGAAAAUACGUAGUUUUUAGAUACAAUGAUUUCGUAAGUUGAAUGCUCCAAUUUAAAUUUAACUCGAGUAAUCUUCAAAAAUGUCACUGAUUGUUGCACAGUGUUGUGGAUGUGCUUAAUGCCUUAGACUGUACACUUAAAAAUGGUUAAAAUGAUACAUUUAGCAUUGUGUAUAUUUUACCACCACAAUUUUUUUGAAUGUCAUUAACCCACCUGGAAACUGUGACAAAUACUGAGAAUUAAAAUUCAGAGUUUCAGCCGUCGAGACCAAGAUGGUGACGAGACUCAGCGCCUUCCUCAAGAAUGCCUGGGCCAAGGAGCCGGUGCUGGUCGUGUCCUUCAUCAUCAGGAGCCUAGCUGUAAUUCUGCCCCCACUCAGCCCCUACACCAAGUACUUCAUCAUGAUCAACGAGGUCACACCCUACAACUACCCAAUGCCCAUCCGCAAUGAUGGGAACAUGCCCGAUGUGCCCAGCCACCCCCAGGAUUCCCAGAGCCCCAGCUUGGAGUGGCUGAAGAAACUGAGCACCUCCACUGACAGAGGAGGCCCCUCCCAUGGCUCCCAAUACGAAUGUGAGAACCAGAAAAAAAAAAAAAAAAAUUCAGAGUUUCAGUGAAGCCAUUCUAC